AUGACCCAGGUUGAGCACUGGCCCGAAGUCCCACGACGUAGCGACAACCUCUGGCGAGAAGCCGCGGACUUCCUUAGCGAGGAGGAACGGGCGAGCCUCGAUUUCCAACGCCCCGAGAAGCUUCAGAUUCUCACUGACUUACAUCGGGUCACUGAAAAGGAGCGAAAAUCCGGCGAAAAGGUCAUUGUUCGAGAUCUGUUCGCGAAGGUUGCGAAGUGGAUUACACGAUUUAAGGAGCUUGGAGAUGUCGCUGUCCAAUUCGACCCUGUCCACGCGGCACUGCCCCGGGCAGGCGUUAAGUUUCUUCUAAAGGUGAUGUUCGCAGCGCGUCCUGCGAUUAGCGAUUUUGAAGUCACCGAGACGAUUCUCGAACACACAACAUCUCUUGCAGAGCUGAUAUCUUGUUACGCCGUUUUGGAAGAGCUAUACCUCCAAUUGGUCUCGGUCGCUGCAUCGGAGUUAAGCACGGCGCUGACAGGGCUGUACAAUAUAGACCGCUCAUUCAAGAACGUGUUCCAAGUCACACCCGACUUUCAGGCUAUCAUCGAUGAGGUUGCGACCGUCCAGCUGGCUGUUGACGAAUGCGCUAGAUUGGUCGAUAGGAAUGAUUGGUUAUCGACGGAACCAUACAAGAAGCACCACAACAAGACGCGCAAGGACUUCCUUGCUGGUACUGGGACCUGGCUUCUCACCCACCCCUUGUAUAAAGAGUGCAAAGAUAGUAGCGCUUCUAGUCUUCUCUGGCUGCAUGGAAUCCCGGGGUCUGGAAAGAGCAAGCUAGUUUCGCUUGACAUUAAGGACUUCUUGCUAGAGUGCAAGAAUGGCCGCUCACCCCCACCGGCCUACUUCUACUGCUCGCGAAACCCUGCUGAGCCAGGACGCUCUAAUCCAGACAAUAUCCUCGCCAGCAUUGCUCGACAGCUCGCGCGCGCCAACGGCGUAGGCCAGCUACUCGCGCCAGUAACUACCCGAUGUCGAGAAGAAGAGAAAGAAGGAUUUCCCGCAGGUCAACUUGAACUACACGAUUGUCGUCGCCUCAUCCUCGAAAUCCUUCCCUUUUAUUCCGCCGUCAUAGUCAUUGACGCGCUCGAUGAAUGCGACUUGGAGCGAAGAUACGAACUUCUAGAAGUUCUCGACGACGUCUUGAAUGAGUCGUCCACUUUGAUCAGAAUGCUUGUAUCGAGCAGAGAUGAUCAGGACCUGGACUGGGACCGACAAGCUUAUACGUCGCCGGCGAUUGCUGGGAUUUUCCAAUCGUAA
This is a messenger RNA of Aspergillus mulundensis, 1260 nucleotides long. RefSeq lists its product as uncharacterized. Bases 1 to 1260 code for a protein of 419 amino acids. NCBI's taxonomy places the organism in Eukaryota, Fungi, Ascomycota, Eurotiomycetes, Eurotiales, Aspergillaceae. The transcript is spliced from 8 exons. The record is from RefSeq and is a predicted model, not a curated record.